This is a messenger RNA of Drosophila obscura, 2051 nucleotides long. RefSeq names its product larval serum protein 1 gamma chain. NCBI's taxonomy places the organism in Eukaryota, Metazoa, Arthropoda, Insecta, Diptera, Drosophilidae. The record is from RefSeq and is a predicted model, not a curated record. The coding region runs from base 20 to 1966 and encodes 648 amino acids. The transcript is spliced from 2 exons.
AUGAUCAGUCACUGGCGAAAUGUUGCGACUGGCACUCGUUUGGAUUUGUUGUCUCGCCCUCUGCGGUGGCUGGAGCCGGAGCCUGCCGCUGUGGCGGAAUCGUGAGUCCGGAGAUCUCACAGGGAAACCAACUGAACGGGCGGAGCGUCAGCGUUUCCUGCUCGAUUUGCUGCUGCAAGUGCACAGGCCUCUGCUGCAGCAGGAACUGACAGCCAUGGGGAGUCGCCUCAACGAGGAGCCAAGUGAUUACCAAGAGGGUGCCAUGCGGCGUCUAAAAGGCUUCCUGGGUAGGGUGCAGGGGAAUAAAGUUCCUCGACCCUUUGGAAUCUUCAGUCAGCUGGAUGAGGCGAUGCCCGAGCACCUGCUGGGCGUCUAUCGGUUUCUGGUGCUCGCCAGGGACUGGCACGCAUUCCAGCGGAACGCCUGCUAUGCCAGGGUGCACUUUCACCCCAUUCUCUUUGUGAAUGCCCUCCAACUGGCAGUGGAAGACAGAGACGACACCAGGCACCUGAGACUGCCGGCCAUGUAUGAAGUGCUGCCGCAGCUGUACUUCGAGAAGGAGGUGAUUCUGGCUGCCCAGGACGUGGCCUGGCAGCAACUAACUCCCACUAGGGCUGUGAGUCCCAGGAGCGGUUGGAUGGACAUCCUCCGAGGGUACCUCCGUGCCAGGAUAACCGCUGGACCGCUGGACAAGGAGGAACUAAUGCCUGCGGAUCCAGUGGUCAUCGAUGAUGAGAGGCCAGUGGCCCAUCUCAGCUUCGAUGUGCAGCUGAGCGCCUACUGGAACAAGCUGAUCAACCGGCUGAUUGUCUCAAUCGAGGAGUGGAGGGAGUCGGAGAGGGAUCAGCGGAUUGUAGACGGGGACCGCCUGAUGGCGUUUCGGGGACCCGCCGAUGAACUCAGAUUUGGAUAUCAGUCACAGGAGGGACUCCAUGCCGAGUUCCCUCGGCUACUUUUCUCCAGUAUCGAGCAGUUCGUGGCUGCCUUGACGCUGGAAGACGUCGCCACGGGCCAGAGAUCAAUGGGGCUGAUUGAUCCGCCGCUGAUCACAACCGGGGGAGUUCCCUUCAGAGGCUCCUCCAUGGACACAGAAGGUGUGAGCCGUGUCCUCAACCACACCAUUGAACGGCUGCAAGCACAGAUCAACGACGCAGUGGGCAGGGACCCCCAGUCCGCUGACAAUCUCAUCAUUGCACAGAAUUUGGUGGCCUCGCAGUAUCUAACUAUCUGCCGGGACCUGAGUCUGGCCAUAAAUGAUCCUGAGCCAGGUCAACCCAACCUGCUGGGCUUGGCCACAGCCAACCUGAGAGAUCCCAUCUAUCGGGCGCUGCUCUUCCGCCUCAAUGGGCUGGUGUCCAGCUAUGAAGUGCGCCCAGGCCCCCGCUCGGUCAGUCCGUUGCAGAAGCCAUCCGUGGAAGCGGUUGCCUUCAGUCAGCUGCGCACCUUUGAACAGAUUGUCGACACGGAUCUCAUCAAUCUAAUGGACCAGCAGCUGCUGCAGACCCACCGUAAUAACUUGAAAUCUUUGCGACGCCGUCUUGUGGCCCGGCAACGUCGUCUCAAUCAUGGAGACUUCCAUGUAACCCUUGAGCUAUCGGCCCCAGCUGAGAUCUCGGUACAAACAGACCUCUAUCUGGCCCUUCGGAAUCAGUCCAGGCCCCGCCUGCAUCUGGAUGGCUUUGUCAGCACUUUGGCAAAGGGUAUCACCGUGUUCCAGCGACAUUUUUCAUCCAGCUCACACGUGGGAAGCAGUCCCACAAUGAGCCAACUAUACGACGCCGAUUUCCCAACGACAGCUGGCACCCGCUCCUACGGACUUCCGCCACAUCUUCUGCUGCCGCGGGGAACGGAGGAGGGCCUCAAACUCCAACUGAUCAUAGAGCUUAGUGAGCCAGGCCUGGAAAAUGAGUGGCCUGGGGCUGUCCUGCACAAAGAGACGACCGAUGUGGUAAUCUUUCACCAUUAGGCACAGCCCGAUUAAGCUGUAAUAUAUGCUAAGUGAUUGCUAAUUAAUUAAACUCCCUGCCACGCCUAUUGUUGGCCCAAUGCAA